Messenger RNA from Neoarthrinium moseri, 600 nucleotides. RefSeq lists its product as uncharacterized. Bases 1 to 600 code for a protein of 199 amino acids. The transcript is spliced from 2 exons. The record is from RefSeq and is a predicted model, not a curated record. NCBI's taxonomy places the organism in Eukaryota, Fungi, Ascomycota, Sordariomycetes, Amphisphaeriales, Apiosporaceae. Gene Ontology annotation, biological process: formation of translation preinitiation complex; translation reinitiation. Gene Ontology annotation, molecular function: mRNA binding; translation initiation factor activity.
AUGGCAGAUACGGAGACGGCAGAAGCUCCCGGCGAGCCCCAGAGCCGCCAUGUGGUCUACUGCGGUGUCUGCACACUCCCGCCCGAGUACUGCGAAUACGGCGGCACGGUCAAGAAGUGCCAGGAGUGGCUGCAGCGGGCGCAGCCGGCGCUGUACCAGGUGAUCUGGUCGGCCGAGGCGCUGGAGGCGGCGACGGCGUCGCUGAGCGUCGAGGCGCAGAAGCGGGCGGCCAAGGACGCGCAGAAGAAGGCGGCGCAGGCCGAGAAGGCCGAGCAGAAGCAGGCGGACCGCAUGGCCAACUCGGUCGUCACCAUCAAGCGCGUCGAGCGCAACAAGCGCAAGUUCGUCACGGCCGUCAGCGGGCUCGAGGCCUUCGGUCUCGACCUCAAGAAGGUCGCCAAGGAGUUCGGCAAGAAGUUCGCCACCGGCUCCUCCGUCACCAAGGUCCCCAGCGGCGGCGAGGAGAUCGUCGUCCAGGGCGACGUCAGCGACGAGAUCGAGGAGUUCCUGCUGGAGAAGUAUAAGGACAUUCCCGAGGACAACAUCGAGCUGGUGGACGACAAGAAAUUGAAGAAGGCAGCAGCAGCUGCUGCUGCCUAG